Molecule: messenger RNA, 816 nt
Organism: Rotaria sp. Silwood2
Lineage: Eukaryota; Metazoa; Rotifera; Eurotatoria; Philodinida; Philodinidae
Source: the annotation of a GenBank genome assembly
AUGAUUUAUUCAAGCGCUUCACGUAUUCUUUGUUUACAAAAUGAAAUAAAUGGUACGCGUUGUCCGCAUACAAGUCGAGUUUUUAUUGAAAUUUCAACAUCGAAUAUAGAUUUGAUUAAUUAUUCAUUUCAAUUGGAAAAUAUCACUCAAUUUUUACUUGAAACGGGUGUUAGUCGACAAUUUUUUGUUUUACCUUCUAUAUCAAUUUGUUAUAAAUUUACUUUUCCACCUGAUAUUGAAAAUGUUUUUAUUGAGGUUCAAUCAAAUGAUCAAUUAUGUACUAUUGUAUAUGUACAAUCCUUUAAUUGUCCCGUUUAUGAUGUGAGUGAAAUUGGAGUACAACAAGGACAUUAUCAAACAAUGCCAUCUAUUGCUUCAUUUAAUGUUUAUUUUUUUCUUGUUAAACCAACUGAUGCAGAGUAUUUGAAUGAUCAAGAACAAAUAAUUAUUCAACUGACAGGUAUUGUUGAUGUUCAACGACGUAAAAAUGCAACAGUUAUAUUUUAUCUUCCAGAAAAUUAUAAUUUUCUUUAUAUUAUAAUAUUUGCCACAAUUGAUUUAUUUCUGUUAAUUUAUUUUGUUGCUUUUCGUAUUAUGUGUAAACAUCCAGAUAUUUAUGAUCAUUUAGCUCUGGAACAUUUAUUAUUAUUGGAAGCAAGAACUGAACGAGAAAUUGCAGAACGAGGUAAUAAUGAACAACGUUACCAGACAUCUGAGAGAGAAGAAAAUGUGAAAUCUACUAGUGAAGAUGAAUAUGAACGUUCAAGUAGUACUAUUGAAGUUAUUGAAACAUUAAAUGUAAGUUACACAAAAUGA